Messenger RNA from Ostreobium quekettii, 3480 nucleotides. The record is from the annotation of a GenBank genome assembly. Lineage: Eukaryota; Viridiplantae; Chlorophyta; Ulvophyceae; Bryopsidales; Ostreobiaceae.
AUGGCCACUCAGGAACAGUCCAAAAAGGGCAGUUUGGCUGGACGAUUUUUCAAGAAACUGACGAGGAAACAAGUCAGAAGCAGUCCGGGGACCUCAGGCGGUGAUACUCCGCGGACGACCUCAGAUGGCGACACAAGUGAUGGCACAUCGUUGGAAAACGAUGAGCCCCAACUUGCGACAGGGAUCAUGGCAGCGGAGAUUGCCUUGACAUCAUAUGACGGGAGUGGAGCUGGAGAUCUUCCACCGCGCCAGUCAGUUAAAAUUGAUGAGAAUCUUGAACUGCAAGAAAGUUCUACUAACUUGGGUCCCAGCCCCUCUGCAGAUAUGCAACCCAGAGAAGAGCUGAGGACCACAGCAGAGGAAGCACCUGGAGGGGAAGAGGAAGAGGUUGAGGAGAUUGAAGCUCUUCCUCAGCGUUCGUCUGUGAAUGAAGACAACAUUAUCGGUGCACUGGUGGCACAGUUCUCAGGACAAUUCGGUGAGAUUUUGAGGCAACUGCUACAGGAAGUACCGAAUUUGAGAAUCCAACGGGAUGAAAGUGACAGGGAGCCAGCACCUGAACCCUCAACUUUGGAGGCAUCAAUAUCUGCAGGGCUGGACCCUGCAGAUGAGGACGGCCAGACACCUCUUUUUGCAGCUGUCGUGAACUCCCAUCUGGAGAGCGUCCAAGUUCUGACAGAACUUGGCGCAGACGUCAAUCGAGGAAACAAGAAGACUGGCCAUCGUCCUCUUCAUCUUGCUUGCAGCCUUGGCAACUUGGACAUGGUCAGACAUCUUGUGGAGCACUGCAAUGCAGAUUUCUCUGCAACAGACGACAAAUCUUGGACUCCACUCAUGUUCGCUGCGCAAGGAGACAGCAAAAUCGAAGUGGUCAAGUACCUGAUUGAACAAGGCGCUGAUGUGAACGCCACGGGGAAGGGAGGUGUCACACUGCUGAUGAUCGGGAUCCGUUCAAACUCCAAGGAGCUGGUAGACGUGGUGAUGAAUGCAGGCGCCACCAUUGACGCCCGCGAUGAGGAUGGGUGGACUCCGCUGCACUUUGCCGCCAAAGAAGAUGUGCCCGUGUAUGCAUUGGCACUCAUCGAAGCUGGUGCUGAAGUUGAUGCAAGGGAUCAGCACCAGUUGACGCCUCUGCAUGUGGCCGCUGACAGUGGUGUUCAAUCUGUGAUGAAAGUACUGUUGGACCAUGGUGCCAAUAUUGAAGCCAAAAGUGAGACUGGUUUCACACCGAUGAUUGAAGUACUUGGCAGCUGCAAGACAGAAUUGGUCAAGCUGUUGCUGGACAGAGGCGCAAACAUAGACGUCAAGAAUGAAAAGAAUGGAGUAACAGCAUUGAUGGCAGCAGCGAUGAAGAAGAACCCCGAGGUGAUGGAGUGGUGCAUAGCCGCAGGAUGCGAUGUUGAGGCUGAAGAUAAGGAUGGACAACGAGCAAUUCAUUAUGCUGCCCGUCACGGAGCAAUGCAGUGUGUCGACAUUUUGCUGAAGGCUGGGGCAGAUAUCAAUGCAGUGGCCAAGGGUGAAAGUGUCUUGCUGUCUGCGACACGGAAUGGUCACUACGAUCUUACACGAAUGCUCAUGGAACGAGGAGCAGAAGUUACUGGCAGUUCGGAGGCGACUGUUGCAGAGCGCAGUCUGGACACAAAGGUUGGCCCCACGCUGACACUCAUGCACGUGUUGGCGCUUGGCACAAGUCCAAGUUCCGAGGUUGAUUUGGAACUGCUGAGAGAAGUGCACGCAAAAGGAGCAGAAGUCAGCGCACCAGAUGAGCAUGGAAACACUCCUCUCCAUCUUGCUGCCAUAGUGGGAAAAGAAGCAUCUGUGCGUGAACUUAUCCAGUGCGGGGCGAAUUUGGAUGCAAAGAAUAAGGACGGACGCACACCUUUGAACUGUGUCUGCAUUGAGGGCCACCUGGGCAUCAUCAAGGCUCUUGUGGAAGGUGGAGCCGACGUGCGAUGCCAAGCCAAUAAUGGCUCCUCUCCACUGUACAUCUGCGCAGAGAAGGGCCAUCUGGAAGCUGCUGAAUACCUCCUGGAACAUGGGGCGGACAUUGAGGAUUCAGACGCGGGUCAGCGCACUGCACUUUGGGUUGCUGCCAUAUUUUCACACCAAGAAAUGGUGAAACUACUUUUGUCAAGGGGAGCAAAUGCAUCUGCAGCAAGAGAGGACGGCAGGUCAGUCCUCUUUGCUGCGGUGGUGGAGGGUGGAGUAGAAAUUGUCAAGCUGCUUUUGGAGCAUGGUGCAGAUGUCAAUGAAACUGGCGAGCAAAACCUCACAGCUUUGAAUGCUGCAUGCAACAAGGACCAUACAGAAUGCGCAAGGGUACUCCUAUCGCAUGGGGCAGAUCCACUCAUCUUGUCAGAGGAUGGAGUGUCACCAUUGAUGGCUGCUGUGGCGCACGAGGAUAAGGACUUGGUGAAGCUGCUACUUGAUCACGGUGCUAAACCGGAUGUUGGGCAGAAGGGUGGCCGCACAUCCCUCUACGCAGCUGUGAUUGGUGCCAACAUGGACAUUAUUGAGCUCCUUCUGGAGGCUGGGGCGGAUAUUGAUGCUCAAGCUGAGGAUGGCACCACACCGCUGUACGUGGCUGCCAACAAUCAGCUGCCUGAUAUCGCCAAACUCCUGGUCUCGAGGGGUGCAAAAGUGGACACAGUUUCAGAGGAUGACUUGACACCUCUGCACGCAGCAAUACACCGAUCAUGCGUGGAGAUCGUGGAUCUUCUCAUUGGGGCAGGAGCGGAUGUAAACUUGAAAGCGAAGAAAACUGUGCCACCGACUUGCUUGGCUGCCAUGGCGAACGCACCUGGUGCUGCAGAUUCGCUAAUCAAAGCUGGGGCAGAUGUGAAUGCUGUUGAUGGCGAUGGGGACAGUGCCCUGUACCUUGCUGCAAUACAAGGCCACGAAGAAGUGGUGCGCCUCUUUCUGGCGGCAAAUGCGGACAUGCACACGUACAACCAGAAGGGCGCACUGGCAGUACACGUUGCCGCACAGAACGGCCACGACGGAGUUGUCCAGCAGCUCAUCGACGCUGGAUGCAACCUGCGCAAGAAGACAAAGGAUGGUCGUGUGGCGCUCCAUCUGGCCGCUCAGAACGGCCGCACGAACAUUGUCAAAAUGGUGGGCGAGGCAAUGAAAAGUGGACCACAGUCUGCCACACCAAGGGAUAAUUCGGAUGAAACGGGCGAGGCGGGACCAGCGGAGCCAGACAGUGGCUCAGGAGAUCUCCCAGCGCAGGCCUCUUCGGAUGGGACAAUUCCGAAACAUUUCCUGUGUCCCAUCACCUAUGGGAUCAUGUCUGACCCUGUUACAGCCGCUGACGGUCACACGUACGAGAGAGAGGCCAUCGUAAAAUGGAUCAGAGCCAGGGGAACGUCCCCCAUGACCAAGAAGCCGAUAUCCAGCGCAUCGCUGGUGCCGAACUACAAUCUCAAGAGUCAGAUCGAGGAGUUCUUGAGGAAGAUGGGCAAGGGUACAAGCGAGUGA